AUGGCGCACAUUCAAGAUCUAGCUGCUUUGAUCAAGCCGGCCUAUGUCGGAGGGCGGAAGGUUGAUGAUCGGAUCAAGUUUCCCGAAACCGGUGCGUUUCAAGGUAUGAAUGGGCCCUCACGUCUCGAGGGCGACAUCUUCCAGCUCGAGAUUGACGGCGCCAUUCCUCCCGAAAUCAGCGGAACUUUCUACCGCAUCCAGCCUGACCACAGAUUUCCACCCCAAUACGAAGACGACAUCCACUUCAACGGCGACGGCAACAUCACAGCCAUUCGUAUUGAAGGAGGUAACGCUGAUUUCAAGCAGCGAUAUGCAAAGACAGAUAAAUAUCUUGCCGAAAAUGCGGCGAAGAAGAGUCUCUUCGGCCGCUACCGCAAUCCCCAUACCGAUAACGAAGCAGUGAAGGGAGUCAUCAGAACAGCGGCCAAUACAAACAUCAUCUUCUGGAGAGGAAUGCUGUUGGCGACUAAAGAGGAUGGACCGCCCUAUGCCAUGGAUCCUGUGACCCUGGAAACAAUCGGACGAUACGAUUUUGAUGGUCAAGUUCAAUCACCAACAUUCACUGCACACCCAAAAAUCGAUCCUGAGACAGGUGAAUUGGUUUGUUUUGGAUAUGAAGCUGGUGGUAAUGGCAACGAUGGAUCUUGCGAUAUCGUCGUUUAUACCAUCAGCGCGGAUGGUAAGAAGACUGAAGAGGCCUGGUAUAAGGCACCCUUCUGCGGCAUGGUACACGAUUGUGGAAUUUCCAAGAACUAUGUCGUUUUGCCGAUGACUCCAUUAAAGUGCAAUACAGACCGCCUGGAGGCCGGUGGGAACCACUGGGCGUGGGACCCAAAUGAAGACCAGUGGUAUGGAAUUGUACCAAGGAGAGGAGGAAAGACGGAAGACAUCGUGUGGCUGAGAUCCAAUAAUGCAUUUCAUGGUCACGUCGCAGGUUGCUAUGAGAAUGAAGAUGGAAAGGUGGUCUUUGACCUGACUGUCGCCGACGGUAACGUCUUCUUCUUCUUCCCUCCGGAGGAUGCGCCUCAUACAGACUUGGCCAAGAGAAACGUACUCCAGAGCCCGACAUGCCGAUGGAUCUUUGACCCGCAGGCGCCUACGGGCUCAAGAGUACAACCAGAAGUACAGUGGGAUACAAGUGGAGAGUUUUCCCGGAUAGACGAUCGCUAUGUUUGUAAGCAGUACAACCAUUUCUGGCAGGCCAAAAUUGAUCCUACUAGGGAAUUUGACGGAGCAGCUUGCGGAUCGCCAGCUGGCGGGCUGUUCAAUUGCAUUGGUCAUUACACGUGGAACGAUCGAACAGAAGACGUAUACUGGGCUGGGCCACGGGCAACCUUUCAAGAACCAACCUUCAUCCCAAAGGAGGGAGGCACAGAGGGAGAAGGUUGGAUUAUUGCUCUUUUCAACCAUCUUGAUAAGCUUCGGAAUGAUAUUGUCAUUUUGGACGCUCUCAACGUGGCAGCUGGGCCAGUUGCAACGAUUCAUCUCCCAUUCAAGCUACGACUCGGCCUGCACGGUAACUUUGUUGAUCGGCGUGAUAUCGAUGAAUGGAAAAAGCGACGGGCUACUGGAGGUGACGUGGGACCAGAGAACUACAUCAACACUGGCCGACGACAUCCCGCUCUCCUUCGGGCGGAUGGAACAGACGAUGUCGAUCUACUGUGUAAGCUCAUCAGACAGGUCCGCGAACGCGGCUACUUCAGCAAUGCAUUCAUACAUCCCGGGCUGAUGCGCAGUGUUGAGCGCGGUUGUGUCGCAGCCCUGGAAUAUCUCCUUCAGAUCGGUGCUGACCCUAACGCGUCUUCUUCCAACAAGAGGUUUUUGGCACUAUUUUGCGCCAUCCAUAGAGGACACGAGGAGAUUGUUCGUCUUCUUUUAGACUAUGGUGCUUCGCCGGACGUCUUGGAUGAGCAUCAGCGUACGCCACUUAUGACAGCCGCAUGGAAAAACAAGACGAAGAUCUUACAGUUACUGAUCAGCCCUGGCGCAAAUAUCAAUGCGACAGAUUCCAAGGAAAGAAAUGUUUUGCAUAAUCUUGCAGCGGAUCGAGAGUGUCGACCUCUUGUCAAUAUACAUGCUACGGAGUUACGAGGUGAAACCGCGCUUCAUUUAGGCGCAGCCCAAGGUUGGGUCGGUAUUGUGCAGCUUCUCCUGGCAAAGGGUGCUUCUGUGACGGCCGUCGGCGACGGUAAUUGGACUCCUCUUCACAACGCCUGUAAUGGUGGAAAUGUGGCCGCCGUGCGCACUCUACUGCAUUAUGGUGCCUCCGUGAACAGUCAACUCGAAAAUGGAGGCACUCCCUUACAUCUUGCUGCACGACUUGGCCAUCUUGAGGUGGCUGUAUGCCUUCUAGAACAACCGGACUUGAAGUACAAUCUCCGCGAUAAUUUGGGAGAUACCCCCUUCUCCCGUGCGGUCAAGUUCACAAGAAAGAGUAUUUUACAUCUGCUAGCUCCAUCCAACCGUUUCAACAAACUUUCCGAUGUCCAAUAG
Messenger RNA from Penicillium cosmopolitanum, 2493 nucleotides. RefSeq lists its product as uncharacterized. NCBI's taxonomy places the organism in Eukaryota, Fungi, Ascomycota, Eurotiomycetes, Eurotiales, Aspergillaceae. The transcript is spliced from 4 exons. Gene Ontology annotation, biological process: carotene catabolic process. Gene Ontology annotation, molecular function: protein binding; carotenoid dioxygenase activity. The record is from RefSeq and is a predicted model, not a curated record. Bases 1 to 2493 code for a protein of 830 amino acids.